This is a messenger RNA of Durusdinium trenchii, 1561 nucleotides long. NCBI's taxonomy places the organism in Eukaryota, Dinophyceae, Suessiales, Symbiodiniaceae. The record is from the annotation of a GenBank genome assembly.
AGCCGCAGCCAUCGUUGAUGCACUCUCCCCGGGCCUUUGGAAUGAUGUCGAAUGCAGUGGCGCUGCUCAUGGCUUCGGUGAUGCCGCUCCUCGUCCCAUGCGCUGAGCUGCGCGGCUGGCUUUAGCAUUUGCUGAGGUCGCUGCUGCGCGGCGACGCACGCUGGAGCGAGGAUGACUACCAUCGAAGUGAACAACCUCAGUGGACCCCUGUGCACCAUCAGUGUUGACCCCAAAGGUACAAUUGCGGACCUGAAAGUGGCCUUGGCCAAGGUGCUGGGCAUCCCUAAGCGCCAGCAGCGCCUCAUCUCUGGUAUGUCGGCGCUGAGCGAUUCACAAAGCGUCAGUGACGUGGUGGACCACACCGUCACCUUCAUGCGCAUCACGUAUUCGGCAUUGGCCAGGUCUUGGAUGGGACAGGUGCGCCGUCGCAGCGCACUACUCGCAUCGGCUCCCUUGGAGAUUCGACAGGACCAUGAAGUGGUCCUGACAGCAAUGCAAGGGGACAAGGAGGCCAUCCGCUGGGCGGCCGACGAGCUCCUCAACGACCGGGACUUUGCGCAGGCGGUGGCCUCGCGCUAUGGCCAGGCCUUGCGCCACCUCCCUUCAUGGCAAGGAGAUCCAGCGGUCGUGCUGGCUGCAGUGCGUCAAAACGCCAGCGCCAUUUGCUUGGCUUCACCUGGCCUGGUGGAGCAGUUCGACUUCCUGGCGGAGGCCAUCAAGUGCAGCAAGGGUCAUGCCUUGCGGCACCUGGGGCGGAACUUCCAAGAGGAUCCGCGCUUGCAGAAGGCGGCUGUUGCAUCCAACUGGCUAAUGUUGGAUGUACUUGCGCAGGACAUGCCCAGCCUACGUGAUGACCGAGAGGUUGUUUUUGCCGCUGUCUCCUGCCACGGCUGUGCUUUGGAGUUCGCCUCCAAGACCUUGCGUCAGGACCCCUCCCUGGUGCUUUUGGCGCUGCAGCGCAGCAAUGGCGCCGCACUCCGCUGGGCGGACGAGCACUUGCGCGGUGAGAGGGAGCUGGUUUGGACUGCAGUCCAGGCGGACGCGAGCAACUUGCAAUAUGCAUCUGAGGACCUCCGCAGAGAUGUGGAUCUGGUGAUGGAGGCAGUCAGGAGCAAUGGCAACGUCCUGAAAUACGCCGCCUUGGACCUGCAGCGUGAUGCCUCUGUCCGGCGGGUGGCCGUGCAACAGGCCGGUGGCCAUGUCUUGCAGUCGCUCUGCUGUGGCCCCACCAGCGCACAGAGACGCAUGCGAAGGCGUGCUUGGCUUGGCCCACGCCGGAGCACAUGCGACAUCUUCUGCCAGCAAGAGCAGCUACGCCGGCCCACGUGGCAGACGGUUGAGUCGCCACCCAUUCCUGUGCUGGCAAGGAGAGCUCCUGGAUGCCUCGGACCUGGACGCGAUUGAUAUUUUUGCCGAGCCCUGCUGAAGCUGAUCGUCAAGAAUUGAACUCAAAAACCUGGAGAUGUUCAAAGGAAAAGCCUCGGAGCAGCCCGCAUUUGGCGGCGGUCCGCUCACGAGAUACACGUUGUUCCUCAAUUCAUAGGAAUUCAAGAGCGGAUUU